Molecule: messenger RNA, 1293 nt
Organism: Daktulosphaira vitifoliae (grape phylloxera)
Lineage: Eukaryota; Metazoa; Arthropoda; Insecta; Hemiptera; Phylloxeridae
Exons: 8
Coding region: 1-1293 (430 amino acids)
Source: RefSeq, a predicted model, not a curated record
AUGACAAGUAAUCUUGAUCAAUUUCAUGAUGUCAAAAAGAUAGAUGGAAAAUGUUUAGAGCAAUCUAAAAAUAUCUCUUGUUUACCAAUAUGUGAAAAUCAUUUGCUAAACAAAAAAAAUCUGAAUGAUCCUUACUUGCCAAAAUAUAUUGACAGUGAAACUGUGUUCGGCAUUAAGACAAAAGCAAACCCUCUAGGGGAAGUUGUAUUCCCAUAUAAGCUUCCAGGACAACUCUUUCUUGAAGAUACAUAUGGUACAGAUUUGUAUAAAAUUUCACAUCAUAGCUAUCCACUUGGAGAACAAGUAAAAAGAAAUUAUACAAAUCAUUUUAAUCCCAAUGUUCGUUAUGGUAAACUAAAUAAAGUUUUACCAGCUGGAAUAUGGUUUAAUCAUGAAUAUUCAAAUAAAAUACAGAAAACUAAAAAUUCUGAAAAUCAAGUCCUCAAAGAGAUGUUAAAAGUAUUAGAAAAAAAUGAAAAUUCUAAUUGUCGGUAUCCAUAUGUCGAUAAUAGGCAAGGCAAGUUUAUUGGAAGAUCUUACUAUGGAAUCAAAGAUAUUUUAACGGGUAUCGGCCCUGAUAAGAAUGAAAUGCUACAUACUGAGUGUUUAAUGAAUAUUAAUAAAUUAAAAAGUUAUGUAAAAAGAAGAAAAUGUAAUUUAAGAAAACUAUAUGAUAUAUACUUAUCUUUAGAUAAGGAAAACUCAGGAUGGUUACCUAAGGACCAGGUCCUUGCAUUAUGUUAUGCUCAUCAAAUUAGACCGGACAAAUUUCAAUUUGAUUACGUAUUAAAAAUAUUAAAAGCUAUAGAAAACGAAAAAGUAAAUUACAACAUUUUCAUUGAGCUGAUAGACCCAAAUAGAUGUCUCCCGGACGCACUUAAAAAUUCUAAAGUGUUUGAUUUAGAAAGAUUUACUACAUCUUAUAAGAUUGAAUAUGAAAAUAAUAUCACUCGUUUUGCCAACAGUGGAAUAAGUGAAAAAAAAAUCUUAUACAAUACUCAAAGACCUCUUAUAAAUGCUUAUAAAGAUUGUUUUGGAGAUGAAACUGAUGUCAAAGCAUUGUUAAAUCCAUCUAUAUUUACAAAUUAUGGAUUGACACACAGAGACUUUUACAUGGGUCGUGAUAAAAAUACGAUGAAAAUUAUAUUUAAAAAUAUUGAUGUACAUCUACCAGACGAAUUAUUUGAUAAAAUUUGGGAUUAUGCUUAUGAUUGUGAUGGAUAUAACGAAAAAGUUAGUUUAGAAACGUUCAGGCAAAUACUUGAAAAAAUUGCUGUUGAAAUGAUCGACUAA